Engraulis encrasicolus (European anchovy) is the source of this 2761-nucleotide messenger RNA. It is a transcript of the gene snta1, whose product is annotated as syntrophin, alpha 1. Gene Ontology annotation, cellular component: neuromuscular junction; dystrophin-associated glycoprotein complex; intracellular anatomical structure. Lineage: Eukaryota; Metazoa; Chordata; Actinopteri; Clupeiformes; Engraulidae. Gene Ontology annotation, molecular function: protein binding; structural molecule activity. The record is from RefSeq and is a predicted model, not a curated record. The transcript has 8 exons. Bases 192 to 1661 code for a protein of 489 amino acids.
GGAGAGAGAGAGAGAGAGAGAGAGAGAGAGAGAGAGAGAGAGAGAGAGAGAGAGAGAGAGAGAGAGAGAGAGAGAGAGAGAGAGAGAGAGAGAGUUGGAGGAGGGGGCUGUAUCUCUUGGCAUCUCUCCCCACCCCUAUCUCUUUACAGGACUGCCAGCUCGUCAAGUGGUAUUCCAGGAAUGCGUUGAACAUGGCUGCCGCGAUGAAGGCACAGAAAACCGGACUGUUAGAACUUCGUAUAACCGUGGACCGUUGGAUCCGUGUGUUGGCCACUUUAACCGAAGACACAUUGACACUAACUCCGGGAGAAGUUGGAGGGGAUGAAGCCGCGAAAGCCGCUCCGGUGCCCGCAGGAGCAGUCAACGGUGACCCGGCCAACCUUGCCUCGUCUCCGGUACCGGAGACCAUCACCAACGUGAAGCGCACGGUGCGCGUGACCAAGCAAGACGUUGGAGGUUUGGGAAUCAGUAUUAAAGGUGGCAAGGAAAACAAGAUGCCCAUCCUCAUCUCGAAGAUCUUCAAAGGGCUGGCUGCUGACCAGACGGAGGCCCUGUACGUCGGUGACGCCAUCUUGUCCGUCAACGGCAAUGACCUGCGAGAGGCGACCCACGACGAGGCAGUGCAAGCCCUCAAGAAGACCGGCAAGGAGGUCAUCCUGGAAGUGAAAUACAUAAAGGAGAUGUCGGCCUUCUUCAAGAACGCGGCCGCGGGUGGUGGAGGUGGUGGCGGGGGUGCGGCGGGGUGGGAAUCUCCCCCGACGAGCCCCCAGAAGGUGGCGGCGCCCCCCGCAGAGGUGAAGGAGACCCGAAACGUGGCCCUCAGGAUGAGCCAGGUGGGACGCAGGCAGUGUCCCCCCGACACUGAGAACAGGUAUCUGGAGGUGAUCUCGGCAGACAAGAGGACCUCUGUGUUCCUGCGGGCGAAGGACCCUGCCAUGGCCCAGUCCUGGUACACGGCCAUCCAGACAACCAUCGCAACCCUGCUGCCCCGCGUCAAGGAGGCCCUCAAGGCCCUGCACGCCGGCCUGGGGCCCAAACACCUGGGCUGGAUGACCGCACAGGGGUCAGAGAAGGCUUUGCUGGCGAUUCUGACGGAUAAGGAUCUGCUUUUCUACAACACACUGCCAGACAGUCGAGAGAGCCUGGACAAGCCAGAGAGGACCCAUCCUCUCAUCACCACCAGGCUGGUGCACUCGGGCCCCAGUAAGACGUCUCCGCUGCACGACUCGGACCUGUCGUUCGGGCUGCGGACGGGCACCAAGCAGGGCGUGGAGACGCACGUGUUCCGCGUGGACUCGCCCAAGGAGCUGUCCACCUGGACCCACCUGCUGGUGGAGGGCUGCCACAGCGCCGCAGAACUCAUCCAGGAGGUCACCACAGCGUGCAGCUGGAACGGGAAGCAGUGCAUGAUGGGAGUCCACAUAGACGAGGGCUUCACGCUGUUCACAGAGGAGGCAGGGGUGCGGCGUCACGUGCUGCUUCAUCAGCCCUUCGAGAGGCUCCGCAUGUCCGCCGACGACGGCGUACGCAUGAUGUUCCUCGACUUCGGAGGCCCCGAGGGAGAAAUACAACUGGACCUGAACUCCUGCCCCAAGACCAUGGUCUUCAUCAUCCACUCCUUCCUGUCCGCCAAGGUCAAGCGACUGGGCCUGUUGGCAUGACAGCAUCGUCGACUCGACACAGCGCUUGCUUGCGCUUCGGCCCGUUGCCGCGGAUACUGGACAUGACGGACAGGCAAAUCCAACCAAUGAGAGCGUAGGAGGACCAUAAUCGCUUUUUUCCCUUUCGGACAACCAAAAUUUUACCGACCAACCACAGGCGGUUACUGCCAUUGGUCAGAAGACGACGACAACAACAGUCAGCCUCAGCUGCAGCAGCCGACAGCAGUCAAAUGAGAAACAUCACCUGAGUCUCGUUGUUGUGAGGCUGUGUGUGCUUGGAUGACUCUUCCUCUGGGUGACAACAUGAAGAGACUGCAGGGGUCUGGGGCCACAUGCGAACCAUUACCCCCCUACCUCCCUCACUCACAGCAGACAACAGACUACUGCACUGUUACUGAGCUAAGGCGCUUGAUCCUCAGUCAGAUCUUGUCCUUUUUAUUGCGUGUUUUUUUUUUUUUGCUUUGUGUGGCUGGCGACAGAUUUUAAGUCAGAUUUAGAGGGCUAGUUCAUUCGUUUUAUUUUUUCCUUUUUUUCUUUCUUUGUUUUCAACAGCAGCAUGUACGUACAUGACAGGGAUGUGGAGUAAUAAUAAGGGAUGGAGAGAGGGAGGGAGGGAGGGAGAGAGGGAAUAGAAAGAGGGAAUGGAGGAGGGAUGAAAAGAGGGGCAAUACACAUACUGUAUCACACUCAAGGAACCCAACACACAGUUUGAGGAUGUGAGUAAAAAAAAAGGAAGAAAAAAGACCCUCUGUUGUGUUUCGCUCUCUUGAGAAAUAAUGACAUCUCGCCGAGGAGGCUCGGCGCGCGCACUAAAUCUAUUAAAUGCUCUGUCAACUGUGUUUUAGCGGCAGAUCCCUCGUGUUGUCGUUAGUCGGCGCGUCGCGUGGCAUUGCGCGCUUUCCUCUAAUGACACUAAGUCUUCAUAAGCGCAAGAUGAAGUGGGCAUUUUCUACUGAGCACAUGUGGGUUGGGGGGGGGGGGGGUGUUAUACAUAAAUAUCGCUUUUAUAAAUAGGGUUUAUAAAUAUUACCCCCCCUCCACCACCACCACCAACCUCCUAAUCCCUCCGUGAUGUAAAUAUGAACACCCCCCCACCCCAC